AUGCUUAUCGGGUUAUGCGGCGGUAUCUGUGCGGGCAAGCAUGCGAUUGCUGAAUAUUUGAUUCAACACCAAGGAUUUCAACUUUUGGAACUUGCUCAUAAACCCCACCACGGCAUUAUCGAUGAGCCGGAUGAUGACCUGCGGCUAAAGGCGUCGGAAAUCAAGAACAGUGGAGAAUCCACAGCAGAAUUUGUGUUUGAGACAGCCGAUUUAUUGCUGGAAUUCGUGACCAAAAAGUGGCAAGGACGCUGGGUGACGACGGACAUUGCGGAUAGCGCAACCUUAGACCGUUUUCAUUUACGACCCUUUUUCCUUCUCGUGAGUGUAGAUGCUCCAGUCAGUCUUCGCUGGAAACGAUUCUCCGACCGAUGCUGGAGAAGACAAUUAGAUCCUCCGGACCUUGAAAAAUUUGUCAUAUGGAAUGACCGCCAUCUAUAUCAAAAGGACAUUGGACGUGUUUACCUCACCGAUCGAGCCCAAGUACGCCUCUUCAACUCUUCCGCGUCUCUAGAAGAGCUCCAUUCUUCUCUAGAAACCCUUGACCUUGCGAACGAGCAACGGCUUCGACCGAAUUGGGACCAAUAUUUCAUGGAGCUUGCAUCGCUUGCUGCACAGAGAAGCAAUUGUAUGAAACGACGAGUAGGGUGUGUUCUGGUCCGAGAACGCCGUGUCAUCAGUACAGGUUACAACGGAACACCCCGACACCUCGCAAACUGCAAUGAAGGUGGAUGUCCCCGCUGCAAUCGUGGCGACGGUGGGGGAGUUGGACUAUCAACUUGCCUAUGUCUCCACGCAGAAGAAAAUGCACUGCUAGAGGCUGGCAGAGAGCGUAUCCGAGAAGGUGCAACCCUCUACUGUGACACGUGUCCCUGCUUGACCUGUACUGUCAAGAUUACACAGGUUGGGAUUUCGGAAGUGGUCUACUCACAAGGAUAUAAUAUGGAUAAAGACGUGUACGGCUACGGCAGUUCAGCCCCCUGUGUUCAUAUUUUAGCUUGGGCAAGAACUGUCAUCAUGCCUACUGUUCACCUUUUGGACUACGUUGCAGGUAACAUCCGUUCCCUGGUCAAUGCGAUCAACCAAGUGGGUUAUGAAGUCGAAUGGAUUAAAUCCCCAGAGGAUGUCAAGAAUGCGGACAAAUUGAUCCUCCCUGGUGUUGGUCACUUUGGUCACUGUCUUUCUCAACUUGACAAGGGCGGAUUUCUGGGCCCGAUUCGGGAACAUAUCAGCGCCGGAAAGCCAUUCAUGGGUAUUUGUGUCGGUCUACAAGCACUCUUCCAAGGAUCCGAAGAAGAUUCGGACGUUCCAGGCCUGGGUUUAAUUCCCACUCGCAUUCAAAAAUUUGAUGAUGUGGCUAAAAGUGUACCACACAUUGGAUGGAACUCGGCUAUGAACACUGGGGCUGCAUCACAAGAGCAAAGCUUUUAUGGUCUACGGCCUUCCAGCAAAUAUUAUUACAUACACUCCUACGCUGCACUUUACGAACCCGGCGUUCUUGAAAAGGAUGGGUGGUCUGUCGCCACAGCUACCUAUGGCGAACAAGAGUUCAUUGGUGCCAUCAGUCGAGGAAACAUCUUCGGCACUCAGUUUCACCCCGAGAAGAGUGGCGCAGCAGGGUUACGGGCGAUCCGAGCAUUUUUGACUGGUGAUCAAUUCCAGUCUCUUCCUCGGGAAUUGAUUGGAGGCAAAGCAGAUGGACUGACUCGACGUGUUAUCGCUUGUCUCGACGUACGGACAAAUGAUUCAGGUGAUCUUGUUGUCACCAAAGGAGACCAGUAUGAUGUGCGCGAAAAGAGUGGGGUAGAAGCAGGUGGUCACGUCCGAAAUCUGGGCAAGCCUGUUGAUAUGGCAAAAAAAUAUUAUGAACAAGGAGCGGAUGAGGUCACAUUUUUGAACAUCACUUCCUUCCGAAACUGCCCAGUUGCGGACACACCCAUGCUUGAAAUCUUACGGCGGACAUCAGAAACCGUCUUCGUGCCUUUGACCAUUGGUGGGGGUAUCAGAGACACGGUAGACACUGACGGCACUCAAAUUCCGGCGUUAGACGUGGCGACAAUGUAUUUCAAGUCUGGAGCUGACAAGGUCAGCAUUGGGUCCGAUGCCGUCUUUGCCGCUGAGGAUUACUACCAAGCUGGCAAGCAAUUGAGCGGUCUUACAGCGAUUGAAACCAUCUCCCAGGCUUAUGGCAAACAAGCUGUGGUGGUGAGUGUGGACCCUAAGCGCGUCUACGUAGAUGGACCCGAUUCUACCAAUCACCACACAUUGAAGACCGCAUACCCUAAUGCUGCAGGGCAAUCUUACUGCUGGUAUCAGUGUACUGUGAAGGGGGGUCGAGAAACUCGCGAUAUGGAUGUACGACAACUGGUGCAGGCUGUGGAGGCCAUGGGAGCAGGAGAGAUUUUACUGAAUUGCAUUGACAAGGACGGCAGCAAUAGUGGCUUUGACUUGGAGCUGAUCAACGAUGUCAAACAAUCCAUUAAGAUUCCAGUUAUAGCUUCUAGUGGUGCAGGAAACCCGGGACACUUUGCGGAGGUGUUCAACCAAACCACCACAGAUGCUGCAUUGGGAGCUGGCAUGUUCCACCGCGGGGAGUACACCGUGAGCCAAGUUAAAGACUAUUUGCAAGACAAUGGCUUCUUGGUGCGACAAUUCGAGGCUAAGAUAUAA
Molecule: messenger RNA, 2667 nt
Organism: Penicillium angulare
Lineage: Eukaryota; Fungi; Ascomycota; Eurotiomycetes; Eurotiales; Aspergillaceae
Product: histidine biosynthesis bifunctional protein hisB
Exons: 9
Coding region: 1-2667 (888 amino acids)
Biological process (GO): L-histidine biosynthetic process
Molecular function (GO): imidazoleglycerol-phosphate synthase activity; zinc ion binding; hydrolase activity
Source: RefSeq, a predicted model, not a curated record